CGGAGGGCUGGGGGCGGGCCCGGAGGGUCUCCAGCGCGCAGGCGCCUCCCUCCCGCCUUCCCCGCCCCGGCUCCGGGGCGCGAGGCCUGCGGCGGGGACGCGGACUGAGGCCCGUGCUGCAUCAAGGCACAGAGAGGCGCGUUCGUUUUCUCGAGGACACACGGCGGGUGUGAGCCCACGCGAGAACGCAGCCCGCGGUGCUGAUUCCGGUUGUCUGAGCGCCAGCGUUACAGGUCCAGUCGUCUGCCUUCAGGACAAGCACCAUCAUGCCCCUUCUGGUGCCCAGGUGGCCUGCGUGGCUCUUCUGGUGGCGGGCAGCCUGCACUCGGAGAGCCUUCGUGCAGCAGAGGAUGUGGGCAGGGGCCACCAGGAUCUCUGGGCUGGGCGGCCCCGCGGGGGCCCUGGGCACCAGCCCCCUGGUCCGAAGAGGCAGUUCCUCUGCUUCCUCCAGUGCUCCUGGGGUGAGGCUAACUCGGGACCGCUACCCCAUGCAGCGGCUGCCGUUCUCCGUGGUGUCUGAGGACGACCUGGCCGCCCUGGAGCGCAUCAUCCCUGGCAGGGUCAUCACAGACCCAGAGGAGCUGGAGGCUCCGAACGUAGACUGGCUGAGGACGGUCCGAGGCUCCAGCAAGGUGCUCCUCCGGCCCCGGACAUCCCAGGAGGUGGCUCAAAUCCUCAGGUACUGUCACGAGAGGAACCUGGCGGUGAACCCACAGGGCGGCAACACAGGCCUGGUGGGGGGCAGCACCCCCGUCUUUGACGAGAUCGUCCUGUCCACAGCCCUCAUGAGCCAGGUCCUCAGCUUCCACGACGUGUCAGGGGUUCUGGUUUGCCAGGCGGGGUGCGUCCUGGAGGAGCUGAGCCGGUACGUGGAGGAGCGGGGCUUCGUCAUGCCGCUGGACCUGGGGGCUAAGGGCAGCUGCCACAUUGGGGGCAACGUGGCGACCAACGCGGGUGGCCUGCGGUUUCUGCGAUACGGCUCACUGCGCGGGACUGUCUUGGGCCUGGAAGUGGUACUGGCCGACGGCACCCUCCUGAACUGCCUGACGUCACUGCGGAAGGACAACACGGGCUAUGACCUGAAGCAGCUCUUCAUCGGCUCAGAGGGCACCCUGGGGGUCAUCACCGCUGUGUCCAUCCUGUGUCCGCCCAAGCCCAGUGCCGUGAACGUGGCCUUCCUUGGUUGUCCUGGCUUCGCGGAGGUGCUGCAGACCUUCAGCACCGGCAGGAGGCUGCUGGGCGAGAUCCUGUCGGCGUUCGAGUUCAUGGACGCCGAGUGCCUGCAGCUGGUCGGGCGCCACCUGCAUCUCACCAACCCCGUGCAAGAAAGUCCAUUCUAUGUUCUCAUCGAGACCUCGGGCUCUGGAGCAGAUCACGAUGCUGAGAAGCUGAGCAGCUUCCUGGAGCAGGUCCAGGGCUCCGGGCUGGUGACCGACGGGACCCUGGCCACCGAUCAGAGGAGAAUCCAGGCGCUAUGGGCCCUGCGGGAGAGGAUCUCAGAGGCCCUGAGCCACGACGGCUACGUGUACAAAUACGACCUGUCCCUGCCCCUGGACCGGCUCUACGACCUUGUGGACGAUCUGCGUGCCCGCCUCGGCCCGAGUGCAAAGCACGUGGUGGGCUACGGCCACCUGGGGGACGGCAACCUGCACCUCAAUGUGACGGCGGAGGCCUUCUGCGAGUCGCUGCUGGGGGCCCUGGAGCCCUAUGUGUACGAGUGGACGGCCGAGCGGGGCAGCGUCAGUGCCGAGCACGGCCUGGGCUUCAAGAAGAGGGAUGUCCUCGGCUACAGCAAGCCCCCCGAGGCCCUGCGGCUCAUGCAGCAGCUCAAGGCCCUCCUGGACCCCAAAGGCAUCCUGAACCCCUACAAGAUGCUGCCCACCCGCGCCUGAUGGCCGCUGGGGUCAGCGGGAGGCUUGGGCAGCGGGGCCCUGGUGCGGUCUUGGUUUUGCUGGGGGGGCCUGCUGGGCUGGCAUGGGCUCAGAGGGCCCCCGUCCGAUGGAGCCAGCAGCUGGCCAGGUGACCGGCCGGGUGACUCAGGGCAGGAUUCCUCUGUUGGCUCUGUCGAGUGGGUCCUCUCUGCCCAUGCUCUGGGUGGGCUCUGGGCAGGCUGGCGGGUGAGCUGUGCUGCCCGAGCAGAGUCGAGCAGGUGGCCCGGCCUUGCUGUGGUCUUGGGAUCCUGUGGGAGGGGACACGGGGGUCCUGCCCCUGGGCUUCCACACGGCGCCAGCCUCUGAGGGCCUUGUGCAGAGGUGAUGAAGGCUGCGUGGGUGGUGCAGUGCCGUGAGGCUGGUCUACCCGGGCUCUGACGGACCGAGCCUGGGCCACCUGGCACUUUACAGGCAACUGCUGGUCACCUUUGGAUGCCCUGCCCCGGGGGUGUUCCUCCCCUCGCUUUUUAGAAGGCCCCUUGGUGGGCAGGACUGUUGUCAGAGUCAGGUGUCAUUCCCUGCACUUGGUGCUCUGUGGGACGUGUCCCUGGAGACGAGUUCUUGGGCUCUGCCACCAGGUGCUGGGUGGCGGCGCCGCCGGGUGCGAGCUUGGCAUCAGUUACCCGAGCGGUCGUCCUGCGGGCCUUGGCCCCUGGGCCAGUUGCUGGGGCUGUGGAUGGACGCACGCGGGCGGGGAGCAUGGACACGUCCUCUUUUUCUGGCUGCCACGAACUUCCAGUAAAACGGGAAUUAGUCACGACUGCCUUUCCUUCUGUCACUUGAAAAACAAUCUCGUGAGAGCCCCCGGAAGUGCCUGUGUGCUGCAUUCCUCAAGCGUGCAGACAUCGGGGCCUGACCAUGUGGAUGGGGGGGCGCCCCGUCCCCACACCAUGUCCCCUGUGCCCCACUUGUCAGAGGUGGUCAGGUCUUGUUUGCGAUGCACAGGGAGGCGUUUGUGCUGCAUAGUUGCGUCCCCGAAAAGAUUUUGGGACCCAGCGAGCUUGUCUUGGGUAAUUACAAUAAUGCCUGAAUUAUUAAAAACUUGAUAUUUUGAGGCA
This is a messenger RNA of Sus scrofa (pig), 2989 nucleotides long. It is a transcript of the gene D2HGDH, whose product is annotated as D-2-hydroxyglutarate dehydrogenase. Gene Ontology annotation, molecular function: FAD binding; catalytic activity. Gene Ontology annotation, cellular component: mitochondrion. NCBI's taxonomy places the organism in Eukaryota, Metazoa, Chordata, Mammalia, Artiodactyla, Suidae. The record is from RefSeq and is a predicted model, not a curated record.